Molecule: messenger RNA, 360 nt
Organism: Mercurialis annua (annual mercury)
Lineage: Eukaryota; Viridiplantae; Streptophyta; Magnoliopsida; Malpighiales; Euphorbiaceae
Product: mitogen-activated protein kinase kinase kinase 20-like
Exons: 1
Coding region: 1-360 (119 amino acids)
Source: RefSeq, a predicted model, not a curated record
AUGUUAACAGGCAACAAGGUUUGGGAUUCAGUUGUUCGUACAACAGCUACUGAGAUUUUGAAAAAGAUUGGCGAUUGCUGCGAAUUGCCUAAAAUUCCUAAUCAGAUUUCGAAGGAUGCAAAGGCUUUCUUGAAAGCAUGUUUGGUGAAGAAGGCUGCUUUUAGAUUUACUGCAGAGAUGCAAUUAGAUCACCAAUUCUUAUCAGGGAUCCAGUGUGAUUAUGCAAUCUAUGAAUCAAAGGAUGAAAUGUUGAUGAAUUCAGCUCACACAUUGUGUGAUUCUGACAUUGAAGAGUCGAUGAAUUCAGUUGAGAUAUCUUGGGCUUCUGACAAGACCUUUUUUCUGUUCUCUCUUGACUGA